Molecule: messenger RNA, 11731 nt
Organism: Closterium sp. Naga37s-1
Lineage: Eukaryota; Viridiplantae; Streptophyta; Zygnematophyceae; Desmidiales; Closteriaceae
Source: the annotation of a GenBank genome assembly
GCACAUUCAAGUCUAUUGUGACUAUAACAUCUCCCGCUUUCCAUCACCCCGCCCCAUUCUCCCUCCUUCCAUCACCCCGCCCCAUUCUCCCUCCUUCCAUCACCCCGCCCCAUUCUCCCGCUUUCCAUCACCCCGCCCCAUUCACCCGCUUUCCAUCACCCCGCCCCAUUCUCCCUCCUUCCAUCACCCUGCCCCAUUCUCCCGCUUUCCAUCACCCCGCCCCAUUCUCCCUCCUUCCAUCACCCCGCCCCAUUCUCCCGCUUUCCAUCACCCCGCCCCAUUCUCCCGCUUUCCAUCACCCCGCCCCAUUCUCCCGCUUUCCAUCACCCCGCCCCAUUCUCCCGCUUUCCAUCACCCCGCCCCAUUCUCCCGCCUUCCAUCACCCCGCCCCAUUCUCCCGCUUCCAUCACCCCGCCCCAUUCUCCCUCCUUCCAUCACCCCGCCCCAUUCUCCCCCCUUCCAUCACCCCGCCCCAUUCUCCCGCUUUCCAUCACCCCGCCCCAUUCUCCCGCUUUCCAUCACCCCGCCCCAUUUUCCCUCCUUCCAUCACCCCGCCCCAUUCUCCCGCCUUCCAUCACCCCGCCCCAUUCUCCCGCUUUCCAUCACCCCGCCCCAUUCUCCCGCUUUCCAUCACCCCGCCCCAUUCUCCCGCUUUCCAUCACCCCGCCCCAUUCUCCCGCUUUCCAUCACCCCGCCCCAUUCUCCCUCCUUCCAUCACCCCGCCCCAUUCUCCCGCUUUCCAUCACCCCGCCCCAUUCUCCCGCUUUCCAUCACCCCUCCCCAUUCUCCCGCUUUCCAUCACCCCGCCCCAUUCUCCCGCUUUCCAUCACCCCGCCCCAUUCUCCCGCUUUCCAUCACCCCGCCCCAUUCUCCCGCUUUCCAUCACCCCGCCCCAUUCUCCCGCUUUCCAUCACCCCGCCCCAUUCUCCCGCUUUCCAUCACCCCGCCCCAUUCUCCCGCUUUCCAUCACCCCGCCCCAUUCUCCCGCUUUCCAUCACCCCGCCCCAUUCUCCCGCUUUCCAUCACCCCGCCCCAUACUCCCGCUUUCCAUCACCACGCCCCAUUCUCCCGCUUUCCAUCACCCCGCCCCAUUCUCCUGCACAUUCAAGUCUAUUGUGACUAUAACAUCUCCCGCUUUCCAUCACCCCGCCCCAUUCUCCCUCCUUCCAUCACCCCGCCCCAUUCUCCCUCCUUCCAUCACCCCGCCCCAUUCUCCCGCUUUCCAUCACCCCGCCCCAUUCACCCGCUUUCCAUCACCCCGCCCCAUUCUCCCUCCUUCCAUCACCCUGCCCCAUUCUCCCGCUUUCCAUCACCCCGCCCCAUUCUCCCUCCUUCCAUCACCCCGCCCCAUUCUCCCGCUUUCCAUCACCCCGCCCCAUUCUCCCGCUUUCCAUCACCCCGCCCCAUUCUCCCGCUUUCCAUCACCCCGCCCCAUUCUCCCGCUUUCCAUCACCCCGCCCCAUUCUCCCGCCUUCCAUCACCCCGCCCCAUUCUCCCGCUUUCCAUCACCCCGCCCCAUUCUCCCACUUUCCAUCACCCCGCCCCAUUCUCCCGCUUUCCAUCACCCCGCCCCAUUCUCCCGCUUUCCAUCACCCCGCCCCAUUCUCCCACUUUCCAUCACCCCGCCCCAUUCUCCCUCCUUCCAUCACCCCGCCCCAUUCUCCCACUUUCCAUCACCCCGCCCCAUUCUCCCUCCUUCCAUCACCCCGCCCCAUUCUCCCUCCUUCCAUCACCCCGCCCCAUUCUCCCGCUUUCCAUCACCCCGCCCCAUUCUCCCGCUUUCCAUCACCCCGCCCCAUUCUCCCGCUUUCCAUCACCCCGCCACAUUCUCCCGCUUUCCAUCACCCCGCCCCAUUCUCCCGCUUUCCAUCACCCCGCCCCAUUCUCCCGCUUUCCAUCGCCCUGCUUUCCAUCACCCCGCCCCAUUCUCCCGCUUUCCAUCGCCCCGCCCCAUUCUCCCGCUUUCCAUCGCCCCGCCCCAUUCUCCCGAUUUCCAUCGCCCCGCCCCAUUCUCCCGCUUUCCAUCACCCCGCCCCAUUCUCCCGCUUUCCAUCACCCCGCCCCAUUCUCCCGCUUUCCAUCACCCCGCCCCAUUCUCCCGCUUUCCAUCACCCCGCCCCAUUCUCCCGCUUUCCAUCACCCCGCCCCAUUCUCCCUCCUUCCAUCACCCCACCCCAUUCUCCCUCCUUCCAUCACCCCGCCCCAUUCUCCCGCUUUCCAUCACCCCGCCCAAUUCUCCCGCUUUCCAUCACCCCGCCCCAUUCUCCCGCUUCCAUCACCCCGCCCCAUUCUCCCUCCUUCCAUCACCCCGCCCCAUUCUCCCCCCUUCCAUCACCCCGCCCCAUUCUCCCGCUUUCCAUCACCCCGCCCCAUUCUCCCGCUUUCCAUCACCCCGCCCCAUUUUCCCUCCUUCCAUCACCCCGCCCCAUUCUCCCGCUUUCCAUCACCCCGCCCCAUUCUCCCGCUUUCCAUCACCCCGCCCCAUUCUCCCGCCUUCCAUCACCCCGCCCCAUUCUCCCGCUUUCCAUCACCCCGCCCCAUUCUCCCGCUUUCCAUCACCCCGCCCCAUUCUCCCGCUUUCCAUCACCCCGCCCCAUUCUCCCGCUUUCCAUCACCCCGCCCCAUUCUCCCACUUUCCAUCACCCAGCCCCAUUCUCCCUCCUUCCAUCACCCCGCCCCAUUCUCCCACUUUCCAUCACCCCGCCCCAUUCUCCCUCCUUCCAUCACCCCGCCCCAUUCUCCCUCCUUCCAUCACCCCGCCCCAUUCUCCCGCUUUCCAUCACCCCGCCCCAUUCUCCCGCUUUCCAUCACCCCGCCCCAUUCUCCCGCUUUCCAUCACCCCGCCACAUUCUCCCGCUUUCCAUCACCCCGCCCCAUUCUCCCGCUUUCCAUCGCCCUGCUUUCCAUCACCCCGCCCCAUUCUCCCGCUUUCCAUCGCCCCGCCCCAUUCUCCCGCUUUCCAUCGCCCCGCCCCAUUCUCCCGCCUUCCAUCACCCCGCCCCAUUCUCCCGCUUUCCAUCACCCCGCCCCAUUCUCCCGCUUUCCAUCACCCCGCCCCAUUCUCCCGCUUUCCAUCGCCCCGCCCCAUUCUCCCGCUUUCCAUCGCCCCGCCCCAUUCUCCCGAUUUCCAUCGCCCCGCCCCAUUCUCCCGCUUUCCAUCGCCCCGCCCCAUUCUCCCGCUUUCCAUCACCCCGCCCCAUUCUCCCGCUUUCCAUCACCCCGCCCCAUUCUCCCGCUUUCCAUCACCCCGCCCCAUUCUCCCGCUUUCCAUCACCCCGCCCCAUUCUCCCGCUUUCCAUCACCCCGCCCCAUUCUCCCGCUUUCCAUCACCCCGCCCCAUUCUCCCGCUUUCCAUCACCCCGCCCCAUUCUCCCGCUUUCCAUCACCCCGCCCCAUUCUCCCGCUUUCCAUCACCCCGCCCCAUACUCCCGCUUUCCAUCACCACGCCCCAUUCUCCCGCUUUCCAUCACCCCGCCCCAUUCUCCCGCUUUCCAUCACCCCGCCCCAUUCUCCCUCCUUCCAUCACCCCGCCCCAUUCUCCCUCCUUCCAUCACCCCGCCCCAUUCUCCCGCUUUCCAUCACCCCGCCCCAUUCACCCGCUUUCCAUCACCCCGCCCCAUUCUCCCUCCUUCCAUCACCCUGCCCCAUUCUCCCGCUUUCCAUCACCCCGCCCCAUUCUCCCUCCUUCCAUCACCCCGCCCCAUUCUCCCGCUUUCCAUCACCCCGCCCCAUUCUCCCGCUUUCCAUCACCCCGCCCCAUUCUCCCGCUUUCCAUCACCCCGCCCCAUUCUCCCGCUUUCCAUCACCCCGCCCCAUUCUCCCGCUUUCCAUCACCCCGCCCCAUUCUCCUGCUUUCCAUCACCCCGCCCCAUUCUCCCUCCUUCCAUCACCCCGCCCCAUUCUCCCUCCUUCCAUCACCCCGCCCCAUUCUCCCGCUUUCCAUCACCCCGCCCCAUUCUCCCGCUUUCCAUCACCCCGCCCCAUUCUCCCGCUUCCAUCACCCCGCCCCAUUCUCCCUCCUUCCAUCACCCCGCCCCAUUCUCCCCCCUUCCAUGACCCCGCCCCAUUCUCCCUCCUUCCAUCAGCCCGCCCCAUUCUCCCGCUUUCCAUCACCCCGCCCCAUUCUCCCGCUUUCCAUCACCCCGCCCCAUUCUCUCGCUUUCCAUCACCCCGCCACAUUCUCCCUCCUUCCAUCACCCCGCCCCAUUCUCCCGCCUUCCAUCACCCCGCCCCAUUCUCCCGCUUUCCAUCACCCCUCCCCAUUCUCCCGCUUUCCAUCACCCCGCCCCAUUCUCCCUCCUUCCAUCACCCCGCCUCAUUCUCCCUCCUUCCAUCACCCCGCCCCAUUCUCCCGCUUUCCAUCACCCCGCCCCAUUCUCCCGCUUUCCAUCACCCCGCCCCAUUCUCCCGCUUUCCAUCACCCCGCCCCAUUCUCCCGCUUUCCAUCACCCCGCCCCAUUCUCCCGCUUUCCAUCACCCCGCCCCAUUCUCCCGCUUUCCAUCACCCCGCCCCAUUCUCCCGCUUUCCAUCACCCCGCCCCAUUCUCCCGCUUUCCAUCACCCCGCCCCAUUCUCCCGCUUUCCAUCACCCCGCCCCAUUCUCCCGCUUUCCAUCACCCCGCCCCAUUCUCCCGCUUUCCAUCACCCCGCCCCAUUCUCCCGUUUUCCAUCACCCCGCCCCAUUCUCCCUCCUUCCAUCACCCCGCCCCAUUCUCCCGCUUUCCAUCACCCCGCCCCAUUCUCCCGUUUUCCAUCACCCUGCCCCAUUCUCCCGCUUUCCAUCACCCCGCCCCAUUCUCCCGCUUUCCAUCACCCCGCCCCAUUCUCCCGCUUUCCAUCACCCCGCCCCAUUCUCCCGCAUUCCAUCACCCCGCCCCAUUCUCCCUCCUUCCAUCACCCCGCCCCAUUCUCCCCCCUUCCAUCACCCCGCCCCAUUCUCCCGCUUUCCAUCACCCCGCCCCAUUCUCCCGCUUUCCAUCACCCCGCCCCAUUCUCCCGCCUUCCAUCACCCCGCCCCAUUCUCCGGCCUUCCAUCACCCCGCCCCAUUCUCCCGCUUUCCAUCACCCCGCCCCAUUCUCCCGCUUUCCAUCACCCCGCCCCAUUCUCCCGCUUUCCAUCACCCCGCCCCAUUCUCCCGCUUUCCAUCACCCCGCCCCAUUCUCCCUCCUUCCAUCACCCCGCCCCAUUCUCCCGCUUUCCAUCACCCCGCCCCAUUCUCCCGCUUUCCAUCACCCCUCCCCAUUCUCCCGCUUUCCAUCACCCCGCCCCAUUCUCCCUCCUUCCAUCACCCCGCCUCAUUCUCCCUCCUUCCAUCACCCCGCCCCAUUCUCCCGCUUUCCAUCACCCCGCCCCAUUCUCCCGCUUUCCAUCACCCCGCCCCAUUCUCCCGCUUUCCAUCACCCCGCCCCAUUCUCCCGCUUUCCAUCACCCCGCCCCAUUCUCCCGCUUUCCAUCACCCCGCCCCAUUCUCCCGCUUUCCAUCACCCCGCCCCAUUCUCCCGCUUUCCAUCACCCCGCCCCAUUCUCCCGCUUUCCAUCACCCCGCCCCAUUCUCCCGCUUUCCAUCACCCCGCCCCAUUCUCCCGCUUUCCAUCACCCCGCCCCAUUCUCCCGCUUUCCAUCACCCCGCCCCAUUCUCCCGCUUUCCAUCACCCCGCCCCAUUCUCCCGCUUUCCAUCACCCCGCCCCAUUCUCCCGCUUUCCAUCACCCUGCCCCAUUCUCCCGCUUUCCUUCACCCCGCCCCAUUCUCCCGCUUUCCAUCACCCCGCCCCAUUCUCCCGCAUUCCAUCACCCCGCCCCAUUCUCCCUCCUUCCAUCACCCCGCCCCAUUCUCCCGCUUUCCAUCACCCCGCCCCAUUCUCCCUCCUUCCAUCACCCCGCCUCAUUCUCCCUCCUUCCAUCACCCCGCCCCAUUCUCCCGCUUUCCAUCACCCCGCCCCAUUCUCCCGCUUUCCAUCACCCCGCCCCAUUCUCCCGCUUUCCAUCACCCCGCCCCAUUCUCCCUCCUUCCAUCACCCCGCCCCAUUCUCCCGCUUUCCAUCACCCCACCCAAUUCUCCCGCUUUCCAUCACCCCGCCCCAUUCUCCCGCUUUCCGUCACCCCGCCCCAUUCUCCUGCUUUCCAUCACCCCGCCCCAUUCUCCCGCUUUCCAUCACCCCGCCCCAUUCUCCCGCUUUCCGUCACCACGCCCCAUUCUCCCGCUUUCCAUCACCCCGCCCCAUUCUCCCGCUUUCCAUCACCCCGCCCCAUUCUCCCUCCUUCCAUCACCCCGCCCCAUUCUCCCUCCUUCCAUCACCCCGCCCCAUUCUCCCGCCUUCCAUCACCCCGCCCCAUUCUCCCGCUUUCCAUCACCCCGCCCCAUUCUCCCGCUUUCCAUCACCCCGCCCCAUUGUCCCUCCUUCCAUCACCCCGCCCCAUUGUCCCUCCUUCCAUCACCCCGCCCCAUUCUCCCUCCUUCCAUCACCCCGGCCCAUUCUCCCUCCUUCCAUCACCCCGCCCCAUUCUCCCGCUUUCCAUCACCCCACCCCAUUCUCCCGCUUUCCAUCACCCCGCCCCAUUCUCCCGCUUUCCAUCACCCCGCCCCAUUCUCCCGCCUUCCAUCACCCCGCACCAUUCUCCCGCUAUCCAUCACCCCGCCCCAUACUCCCGCUUUCCAUCACCCCGCCCCAUUCUCCCGCUUUCCAUCACCCCGCCCCAUUCUCCCUCCUUCCAUCACCCCGCCCCAUUCUCCAGCUUUCCAUCACCCCGCCCCAUUCUACCUCCUUCCAUCACCCCGCCACAUUCUCCCUCCUUCCAUCACCCCGCCCCAUUCUCCCGCAUUCCAUCACCCCGCCCCAUUCUCCCACUUUCCAUCACCCCGCCCCAUUCUCCCGCCUUCCAUCACCCCGCCCCAUUCUCCCGCCUUCCAUCACCCCGCCCCAUUCUCCCGCCUUCCAUCACCCUGCCCCAUUCUCCCGCUUUCCAUCACCCCGCCCCAUUCUCCCGCUUUCCAUCACCCCGCCCCAUUCUCCCGCUUUCCAUCACCCCGCCCCAUUCUCCCGCUUUCCAUCACCCCGCCGCGCCCCAUUCUCCCGCUUUCCAUCACCCCGCCCCAUUCUCCCGCUUUCCAUCACCCCGCCCCAUUCUCCCGCUUUCCGUCACCACGCCCCAUUCUCCCGCUUUCCAUCACCCCGCCCCAUUCUCCCGCUUUCCAUCACCCCGCCCCAUUCUCCCUCCUUCCAUCACCCUACCCCAUUCUCCCUCCUUCCAUCACCCCGCCCCAUUCUCCCGCCUUCCAUCACCCCGCCCCAUUCUCCCGCUUUCCAUCACCCCGCCCCAUUCUCCCGCUUUCCAUCACCCCGCCCCAUUCUCCCUCCUUCCAUCACCCCGCCCCAUUCUACCUCCUUCCAUCACCCCGCCCCAUUCUCCCUCCUUCCAUCACCCCGCCCCAUUCUCCCUCCUUCCAUCACCCCUCCCCAUUCUCCCGCUUUCCAUCACCCCGCCCCAUUCUCCCGCUUUCCAUCACCCCGCCCCAUUCUCUUGCUUUCCAUCACCCCUCCCCAUUCUCCCUCCUUCGAUCACCCCGCCCCAUUCUCCCGCCUUCCAUCACCCCGCCCCAUUCUCCCGCUUUCCAUCACCCCGCCCCAUUCUCCCUCCUUCCAUCACCCCGCCCCAUUCUCCCUCCUUCCAUCACCCCUCCCCAUUCUCCCGCUUUCCAUCACCCCGCCCCAUUCUCCCGCUUUCCAUCACCCCGCCCCAUUCUCUUGCUUUCCAUCACCCCUCCCCAUUCUCCCUCCUUCGAUCACCCCGCCCCAUUCUCCCGCUUUCCAUCACCCCGCCCCAUUCUCCCGCUUUCCAUCACCCCGCCCCAUUCUCCCGCUUUCCAUCACCCCGCCCCAUUCUCCCGCUUUCCAUCACCCCGCCCCAUUCUCCCUCCUUCCAUCACCCCGCCCCAUUCUCCCGCUUUCCAUCACCCCGCCCCAUUCUCCCGCUUUCCAUCACCCCUCCCCAUUCUCCCGCUUUCCAUCACCCCGCCCCAUUCUCCCUCCUUCCAUCACCCCGCCUCAUUCUCCCUCCUUCCAUCACCCCGCCCCAUUCUCCCGCUUUCCAUCACCCCGCCCCAUUCUCCCGCUUUCCAUCACCCCGCCCCAUUCUCCCGCUUUCCAUCACCCCGCCCCAUUCUCCCGCUUUCCAUCACCCCGCCCCAUUCUCCCGCUUUCCAUCACCCCGCCCCAUUCUCCCGCUUUCCAUCACCCCGCCCCAUUCUCCCGCUUUCCAUCACCCCGCCCCAUUCUCCCGCUUUCCAUCACCCCGCCCCAUUCUCCCGCUUUCCAUCACCCCGCCCCAUUCUCCCGCUUUCCAUCACCCCGCCCCAUUCUCCCGCUUUCCAUCACCCCGCCCCAUACUCCCGCUUUCCAUCACCCCGCCCCAUUCUCCCGCUUUCCAUCACCCUGCCCCAUUCUCCCGCUUUCCAUCACCCCGCCCCAUUCUCCCGCUUUCCAUCACCCCGCCCCAUUCUCCCGCAUUCCAUCACCCCGCCCCAUUCUCCCUCCUUCCAUCACCCCGCCCCAUUCUCCCGCUUUCCAUCACCCCGCCCCAUUCUCCCUCCUUCCAUCACCCCGCCUCAUUCUCCCUCCUUCCAUCACCCCGCCCCAUUCUCCCGCUUUCCAUCACCCCGCCCCAUUCUCCCGCUUUCCAUCACCCCGCCCCAUUCUCCCGCUUUCCAUCACCCCGCCCCAUUCUCCCUCCUUCCAUCACCCCGCCCCAUUCUCCCGCUUUCCAUCACCCCACCCAAUUCUCCCGCUUUCCAUCACCCCGCCCCAUUCUCCCGCUUUCCGUCACCCCGCCCCAUUCUCCCGCUUUCCAUCACCCCGCCCCAUUCUCCCGCUUUCCAUCACCCCGCCCCAUUCUCCCGCUUUCCGUCACCACGCCCCAUUCUCCCGCUUUCCAUCACCCCGCCCCAUUCUCCCGCUUUCCAUCACCCCGCCCCAUUCUCCCUCCUUCCAUCACCCCGCCCCAUUCUCCCUCCUUCCAUCACCCCGCCCCAUUCUCCCGCCUUCCAUCACCCCGCCCCAUUCUCCCGCUUUCCAUCACCCCGCCCCAUUCUCCCGCUUUCCAUCACCCCGCCCCAUUGUCCCUCCUUCCAUCACCCCGCCCCAUUGUCCCUCCUUCCAUCACCCCGCCCCAUUCUCCCUCCUUCCAUCACCCCGGCCCAUUCUCCCUCCUUCCAUCACCCCGCCCCAUUCUCCCGCUUUCCAUCACCCCACCCCAUUCUCCCGCUUUCCAUCACCCCGCCCCAUUCUCCCGCUUUCCAUCACCCCGCCCCAUUCUCCCGCCUUCCAUCACCCCGCACCAUUCUCCCGCUAUCCAUCACCCCGCCCCAUACUCCCUCUUUCCAUCACCCCGCCCCAUUCUCCCGCUUUCCAUCACCCCGCCCCAUUCUCCCUCCUUCCAUCACCCCGCCCCAUUCUCCAGCUUUCCAUCACCCCGCCCCAUUCUACCUCCUUCCAUCACCCCGCCACAUUCUCCCUCCUUCCAUCACCCCGCCCCAUUCUCCCGCAUUCCAUCACCCCGCCCCAUUCUCCCACUUUCCAUCACCCCGCCCCAUUCUCCCGCCUUCCAUCACCCCGCCCCAUUCUCCCGCCUUCCAUCACCCCGCCCCAUUCUCCCGCCUUCCAUCACCCUGCCCCAUUCUCCCGCUUUCCAUCACCCCGCCCCAUUCUCCCGCUUUCCAUCACCCCGCCCCAUUCUCCCGCUUUCCAUCACCCCGCCCCAUUCUCCCGCUUUCCAUCACCCCGCCGCGCCCCAUUCUCCCGCUUUCCAUCACCCCGCCCCAUUCUCCCGCUUUCCAUCACCCCGCCCCAUUCUCCCGCUUUCCGUCACCACGCCCCAUUCUCCCGCUUUCCAUCACCCCGCCCCAUUCUCCCGCUUUCCAUCACCCCGCCCCAUUCUCCCUCCUUCCAUCACCCUACCCCAUUCUCCCUCCUUCCAUCACCCCGCCCCAUUCUCCCGCCUUCCAUCACCCCGCCCCAUUCUCCCGCUUUCCAUCACCCCGCCCCAUUCUCCCGCUUUCCAUCACCCCGCCCCAUUCUCCCUCCUUCCAUCACCCCGCCCCAUUCUACCUCCUUCCAUCACCCCGCCCCAUUCUCCCUCCUUCCAUCACCCCGCCCCAUUCUCCCUCCUUCCAUCACCCCUCCCCAUUCUCCCGCCUUCCAUCACCCCGCCCCAUUCUCCCGCUUUCCAUCACCCCGCCCCAUUCUCUUGCUUUCCAUCACCCCUCCCCAUUCUCCCUCCUUCGAUCACCCCGCCCCAUUCUCCCGCCUUCCAUCACCCCGCCCCAUUCUCCCGCUUUCCAUCACCCCGCCCCAUUCUCCCUCCUUCCAUCACCCCGCCCCAUUCUCCCUCCUUCCAUCACCCCGCCCCAUUAUCCCGCUUUCCAUCACCCCGCCCCAUUCGCCCGCUUUCCAUCACCCCGCCCCAUUCUCCCUCCUUCCAUCACCCCGCCCCAUUCUCCCGCUUUCCAUCACCCCGCCCCAUUCUCCCGCUUUCCAUCACCCCGCCCCAUUCUCCCGCUUUCCAUCACCCCGCCCCAUUCUCCCGCUUUCCAUCACCCCGCCCCAUUCUCCCGCUUUCCAUCACCCCGCCCCAUUCUCCCGCUUUCCAUCACCCCGCCCCAUUCUCCCGCUUUCCGUCACCCCGCCCCAUUCUCCUGCUUUCCAUCACCACGCCCCAUUCUCCCGCUUUCCAUCACCCCGCCCCAUUCUCCCGCUUUCCAUCACCCCGCCCCAUUCUCCCUCCUCCAUCACCCCGCCCCAUUCUCCCGCCUUCCAUCACCCCGCCCCAUUCUCCCACUUUCCAUCACCCCGCCCCAUUCUCCCGCUUUCCAUCACCCCGCCCCAUUCUCCCUCCUUCCAUCACCCCGCCCCAUUGUCCCUCCUUCCAUCACCCCGCCCCAUUCUCCCUCCUUCCAUCAACCCGCCCCAUUCUCCCUCCUUCCAUCACCCCGCCCCAUUCUCCCGCCUUCCAUCACCCAGUCCCAUUUUCCCGCUUUCCAUCACCCCGCUUCAUUCUCCCGCUUUCCAUCACCCCGCCCCAUUCUCCCGCUUUCCAUCACCCCGCCCCAUUCUCCCGCUUUCCAUCACCCCGCCCCAUUCUCCCACUUUCCAUCAUCCCGCCCCAUUCUCCCGCUUUCCAUCACCCCGCCCCAUUCUCCCUCCUUCCAUCACCCCGCCCCAUUCGCCCGCUUUCCAUCACCCCGCCCCAUUCUCCCUCCUUCCAUCACCUCGCCCCAUUCUAACUCCUUCCAUCACCCCGCCCCAUUCUCCCUCCUUCCAUCACCCCUCCCCAUUCUCCCGCUUUCCAUCACCCCGCCCCAUUCUCCCGCUUUCCAUCACCCCGCCCCAUUCUCUCGCUUUCCAUCACCCCACCCCAUUCUCCCUCCUUCCAUCACCCCGCCCCAUUCUCCCGCCUUCCAUCACCCAGCCCCAUUUUCCCGCUUUCCAUCACCCCGCUUCAUUCUCCCGCUUUCCAUCACCCCGCCCCAUUCUCCCGCUUUCCAUCACCCCGCACCAUUCUCCCGCUUUCCAUCACCCCGCCCCAUUCUCCCGCUUUCCAUCACCCCGCCUUAUUCUCCCUCCUUCCAUCACCCCACCCCAUUCUCCCUCCUUCCAUCACUCCGCCCCAUUCUCCCGCUUUCCAUCACCCCGCCCCAUUCUCCCGCCUGCACAUGUGCGUAUCCUUCCGCAUUUUGA